UUUAUUGUUACGCGCCUUGUUACAGAUAGCUUGUUGCUAAGACUAUUCACUUAGUUACAAAUGUAGUACUUGUAUUUUUUGCUACUUCUACUACAGGAUGUUAGUGUGAACUAAAUCCUUAAUAAUUUCUAUCUUAUUCUUACCGUAAAGUGUAUUUAUACUUUAAGCAUAAUGACUGAGUUUUUAUUUCAACUAAAGUUGAAGUUGACGGUCUAGCAGAAUAAUUUUUUCUAAAGACAAUGUACUAAUUAUGUACACUGUUCAGUACAAAAGUCAGUUGUCUUGAGCAGACUAGUAAAACUAAUACUGGUAAUACUAAUAGUAGUAAAAGUACCAUGUUUUACUUUUGAACUUCAUAUUUUAAUUUUUCAAGAUGCAGUGAAAGUUGUAAAAUUGUUAAAUAAUGCAUUCUUGGGAAGUCUAUGCUUUUGAGCUAUUGGUAAAUAAAUAAAUAUAGUAUAUUGAGGAUGGAUAUGAAAGCUGAAUCUAUUCAACGAAAGCAACUAAUGGACUUAAAGAAAGAAAAAAAUUGCUCAGUUAGCACAAACAAUUCUGAAAAAAUUCUUAGACAACAUUCUGCACGUAAAUCAACAAAUCCACAUAAGUUGAUUCACUAUCAGGAACCUAGUUCUGACACUGGGAGAACUUCAAAUGUUAGUUCACCUAAACUUGACAAGGAACCUCAGAACCCAAACUUAGAACAGAAUGAUUCAAGUAAUAACCUAGGAGCAGAUGAAAAUAAAGAAGGUAAAAUAGCUCUCAAUUCAAAAAUGGAAGAAAGAUCAGCUAAAUUCAACACUGGUAACCGUGAAGCUAGUGGAAUUGAAAAUGUUUUAAAAAAUAUUCAGGAAGAUCUGAGUUAUGUGUCUACAAACCAAGAUCAUAGUUCUGUGAAAGAUUUAGAAAAUGAAACGAUAUUUAACAUUAAUGAAGAACUUCCCCUCCAAGAAGAAGAAGAGCCUCCAGAUUGGGAAGAAAGAGAGCUGUCAGGAGAGGAUGAGGAAGAAACAGAGGAAAAAAAUGAAACAAAUGUUCACCAGCUUCUCCCUAAGGAUUGUGUUCUCAUUUCCUCGGAUGAAGAAGGGUUUGAAGAUGACCCUCCCGCAUCUUCUCCAACUACUGAAUCAGCUGUAAUUGAUGAUAAAUCAUCUAAGUUGAGUCCUAUUUGUAUUGCUGAUAGAAAGAAUUCAAGUGCAGAUCCAAGUGAGGUUGAUAAAAUCUCUGAAGAAGAAGAAGAUCAACUUUUUGAAGAGCAUCUUCGAUUAGAGAGCUCCUCAGAGUCUCAAGAAGGAGUAGACCAUGAAGAGCUUGAUAGAGAUAAUGGAGAUGAAGUAUUUGAUAAGCAUGAAAUACCUGGUGGCCUUUUUACUUCUGAGAUUAAUCCAGUGAAAGACACAUUUCCUGAGCAAAUUUGAAUAAAGAUUUCCCCAAAAAUAGUUAAUUUAUCAUAUGUGGAAGUAUCACAAAGUUUGGGUUGUAGUACCGUAAAAAGACCACUGGAAC
Limulus polyphemus (Atlantic horseshoe crab) is the source of this 1503-nucleotide messenger RNA. RefSeq lists its product as uncharacterized. The coding region runs from base 468 to 1415 and encodes 315 amino acids. The record is from RefSeq and is a predicted model, not a curated record. NCBI's taxonomy places the organism in Eukaryota, Metazoa, Arthropoda, Merostomata, Xiphosura, Limulidae. The transcript has 5 exons.